AUGAUGUUGCCCAACAACUCCUUCUUUGGCAAGAAGACGUGUGCCGCUUCUGCACCAGUAGCAGCAACAACCGUGGACGUGGCUGUUGUGCCGCUCCGCACGCCCGUCCUCACGGCGCAAAGGCCGCCGCAGCCACCCGCUCAGCGUGCCAUACCCGCACCCGCAGCAGCAGCGGCGACAGCGCAGUCGGCUAAGGCGCGCCUAUCUCGACGACGAGACAGUGCGGAGGCGCGGGCGAGCGUGCUGGCGACGGCGCGGCACCGCCGCCUGCUGCCACUGACCGGUGCAAAGGGUUUAGAGCACGAAGUGGAGAAGGACGGCGCUGCUGCGUCGGCGGUGCGUUCGACGAGGGGAUCCGCGUUGGGGAAGUCUGUCUCGCUCUCGUCGGAGCUGCAAGUGAGCGUGGACAGUUCUGCCCCUGCGGUAGGGAGUUUGCUGGGCAACAGGGGCAGCUCUCGCUCCUCUUCCCGGGCUCCGGCAGCGCUGUCGUCGCCGUUACCCGUCAACGCGACUUUCGCCGAAGCUUCCGUCCUUGAACAUGAGGCUGCUACUGAAGCGCUUGUGCGCGCUGCCAGUCUGCACUCCAGCGGCAGUCGGCUGAGCGACAACGCUUCGCCGCCGAGUGAGGGCGAAGCCACCGUAGGUUCACUGACGAGUCUCCAGCAGCGGUUGUGGGGUUGGACGGGGGGCACGACCACGUGCGUGCCCUCCGCCACUGGACACGGUGUCGACAUGUCUGAGCCACACCGAGGACAAGGGCAGCAAAGGUGCUUCAAAACGACGUCGCGCGUAUGCACAGCACGGCGUUCUGCGAGCGCAGCAGCCUCUCCAGACAGCACCAACGUGAGGGCGGCGGCGCGGUGGAGGCGGGUGCUUGACAGCGAGCGCACUCGUGGUGAGCGAGGUAAGCGUGUUGCGCACAUCUUACUUCAGCGCCUGCUCAGCACCGUAGCAACAACGGGGCCUUUCGGCGGCGUGUUUGGCCACUUCGAUGACUUGAGCCCGGACAUGUGCGACGACGAAGUCGGCAGCGUCGUCAGCGGGGGCCACCUGCGCCCCCUCUGCGAGCGCGCGGUUGCGGCGACGUACCUCCUCAGCUCCCUCGUUGACGGUCUCCCGCGGCACCAGCAGAGUCUCAGUCCGUACAUCUACAUGCUGGUCGACUUCACGUUCGUAUCCGACACGCCAACCAACCGCGCCAUUCUGGGCGGCAGCGUGCAAGACGAGGAACUCCUCAACACCCUCGAACUGCACCGAAAGGAUGGCAGGGAUGGUGAUGACAGGGAGACGGUGGCUGCCGCCUCUGGGUUACCGCCUGCCGUGAUGGGACAUGAGUCGGCCUCGCGGCUAUGCGGCGAGGUGCACCGCGGCAGCCGCUUUCCUUGCCACAUCGAUGACGGCCUCGGCAAUGCCAAAGAUCUGUGUGAACUGCUGUACCCGAGCUUCACACGAAUGACGUACGUUGCCGCGCACUUCGACGCGGCACGAACGACCGUAGAGCUGGCCCACGAGGUGCGGUCUCUCGAGCUGCAUCAACGCAACGUGCCACGUCUGAUCGAGUGCACGCACCGGCACUGGAUGCGAUGCCUUAUGCAUGCGGUGCUGCGCGCGUGGAAGCGCUUGUGCCACGAGAGAAAGGUGCAGGAACAGCGUCAGCGCGCCCGCUGGGCGGAGCGUUGGACGUGCGUGUGGGUGCGUAUUGCCCUGCGACGCUGGCGUGGAUACGGGGCACUGACGCUGCAGAUCGCCGAGGCCGACAGCUUGGCGAAGGCCCUCCUGGCGAAGAAGCACGCCGACAUUGAGCGGCUGGAGAACGAGUCUGCAUCGAUGCAGGCCUCCUGCGCAGUCCUUCAGGACACCCUGCACCGCCAAGAUGAGGAGCGCGACGCCGUCGAGGGGGUCACUGUGCAGCGGGAGCAGGUGUACAAGAAGCUGCUGCAACAUGUCCGCGAGAUCGACCGGGUUGGAUCGCUCAUGCUGCGCUCGCUGCUGCUGCCUGACGCCCCGCCAGUUCUGGACGAAGCGACCGCCUUGAUCGGCUUCUCGGCGGCGAGCACCACCUCUGGUGAUGGUGACCGAAGUUCAUCGGCACUGUCGCUUAACGUGUCGCAGGCUAAUCUGGGCUGCUCUGCAGCGACAUCGCCCCUAUCAACGGCAAGCGACGAGUUGGUGGUCCGGCAUCCACCGCAUACACUGGUAGCACUGCCAACGCUGCUGCAGUGGGCCAAGGCAUGCGUCGAUACGGUGCAGACCGAGUACGUCUCCUACUUCCCCGACGAGGAAGACGAAGUGGAUGACGACGCCGAUGUUGCCGAGGUGGCGACCGAAGGCAGCGCCAACGAUGCCAUCACGAGUCAGGGGACGGAGGAGGCGAAGGAUGCGGUGCAGGAAAAAGUUGGCCUCCGCGACAAGAGCAUCGCUUCGCAAUCGCCACACCUGCGUCCUUCGCUGGAUGCGCCCUCCACGAGGAAGGUACCACUGCCGCGCGCGACUUGUACAGAUGGGGCGAGCAUGAAGGAAGCUACGCGCAGCCCCCUCACCGGUCUCGAGAUGCUACUCAACCCUGCCGCCGCAGAGGUGUCGGCGUCGACCACGAGAUCCAUCGCAGCAUCGGACACUGUUCUGGUGCCGCUGCACAUGAUUCUCUUGCUGAUGCGGGGCUGCUGCGGGGCACAGGAUGGAUCAAAGGUGGCUAGCCACGACAGGUACGACGCUCUCGCCACAACGACAACGACGUCCGUGACGAUCACCAGCGCGGCCGACGCAUCGCUGGCCGACGAUAGCGGUGCCGCCACUGCCACAGUCCCCUCGUGGGAUCUCGUGCGCACCAUCGAACUUGCCGACAGAGUCAUCCUGGGCGAGUGCCAUACCCUGCUCCACAAAGAGGAGCAGCUGGCCGACAUGGACGGUGACGGCGGUAGUGCAGAAGUAGCCAGUGCCACGCACGAAGAGCGCUGGCCGCCGGCCCCGUCGAACUCUGAAGAGGCCAGAGACGGCCUCGUCGGCGUGUCCGUCUCCAGUGUCUCCAUCGUGUACAGUCUCUCUUCCACCACACGAGAAAACCUGCAGCAGGUGUGCCGCGUCGUCGUUGACACGUAUGAGCAGCUCACCGGCACUGCGUGCAUUGUCACGGCCGAGCAGCUAUUCGAGAGGUCGCGCGGCACGCUGCUGGUGCUGAUAGCGGCCCUCAUGCGCUACUAUACAAACUGGUCCACGCGCGACAGGCAGCAACUCCCGCCUCUGUCCAUCAAAGGCAAGCGGACCGGUCUCCCCACCUCGACAGCCGCCGCGCAUGAAGGGAAGAAGCACAGGCUGAACAGUGAGUGGUCGCACCCACCGCACAGCCACCGUGGCUGGCUGGAACAAGUUCAACGCCAGGCACAGUGGAUCGCCCUGUCCUUUAGUGCUCUGCACGAUGCCGUUCGCUUCGCCAAACGCUCGACCAACGUCCUCAGCAUUAUCGAGCAAGAGCGCGUGGCGAGGCUGCUCCAGCGGAUCUCGCUGACAGAGUUCAUGGACAUCCUGUGCCGGUCGCCAGACCACACAAUGCAGAGCUAUGUGGACAUCAUCGGUGUCGUCGAGCGGUACGCACCGUCGCUGGACCUUGUAUUCCAUCAGUACGCCGUGCCCCUGGCGCAGUUGUGUGCCGACAGCGAGGCGGCCAAGAGCACCCCCACUCAGAGCAGGGACGCCAGAGACGACGGCGACGCGUACAUCACGGGCAACACCGUAUGGAAUCUUCUGUGCCUCACUUGUCUUGCCGGCAAGGCGCCGCGCUUCUCUGGAGCGUCCUCGAAGGGAGGCGCGUCCUUGGCGUCGCUAGCGCUGGCCACCCCAUCGCCGCCGCUCCCCGCAACGCUGCAUCGUCCGGCAGUGUUCAGCCUUAUCGAGCAUGCGGCACAGGGUAGCGUCGCGUCCACCGCGAUGCAGAGGUCGCGCGCGUCGAUGCGGAGCUUCAGCGGGGCCACUGCUUCACUUCCAAGGGAAAGGUCCUUUGUCAGCUCACCAGUAAAAGAAAUGUCGUCGCGCACGAAGUUCCCACGGGCGGUGUCGGUGAGCCGCAAGGGUCGCCCCAUCCCCUGCUACGCCCGAGCACUGCGCGAUGACCGCCACGUCGACCUGCGCUCCGACACCGGGGCCGUGUGCGUCAACUACGUGCAGUUUGUGAAGCUCGUCAUUCGUCUUGCGCAUGCAUGGCAGUGCCAGCAGCAGCAGCAGCCGCUGAUGGCGCAAGAAAAGGCGCUGCAUCGUGCGGAGACGGGCGAGGAGGGCGGUCAGCGGGCCACCAGAAGUCUAAUGGACAUGCCAAGCGGCUCCCCACUCACCGGCGCGGCUGCAUCCCCCCUCAGCAGCCUCGCGUCCUCCACCGUCGACAACACCGGCUCUAGCGACCACGUCCGCUACGAAGCCAUCGACUACACGAGUCCGCUCUGCCCCUCGUACUUCAAUACAUUCUUGGGUGGGCUGCUGCUGCCACGUCUGCUGGGCGCGAACCGCUGGAUCGGCGCGGUGCAGUGUGCCUUUAGGAGCAAGCCAGUCCUCGAACUGCUCGCACAGCAUCACGACUCGCUGCUGACGGUGUUCAACACGUACCAGCAGCCAUGCGAAAGCCGAGGCGUUCGUGCGGCACUGCCGCCUCCAUUCUCGACCAUACUGGCCUCACAAGUCUUCACGAAAAACGUCGACACUGAGCAGCACUCAACAGUCUCGCUGAUAAUCGACGGCGGACACAGGCUGAGCCACGUGGAGCAUUCGUCCUUUGUCCACGCCACAAACGGCAACAACCAACCCAGCAGCACGGCCACGGGAGCGUGGCCCACGGGGAGGAAGGAGUCUGGAGAGUUGCCCAUCAGACCAGACCCCAACCAGCGAAGGUACCCCGGAAGCCGGUCGCACCCAGGAUCCGUUUCCGGCGCGCGUGACGUGGGCAUUGUGAGCGUGCUGCGCUGGAAGAAUGUGCAAGGAAUGGCAAAGGACCUCCAGUGGCACCGCGAGGUGCGCCUGACGGAGACUGGGAUACGGCACUGUUUCGACCAUGUCGUGGCCGACAGCGCGCGUGAAGGCGAAGUGCUGUUCUUUGCCGAGUUCCUUCAGCUACUGUGCGCCAUCGCUGCCUACGCCGCACCGGACCCGGCAGUGCCGCUUGAGGCGAAACUCCAUUCCUUUUUUCAAACUCGCGUGCUGACUCUGCUAGAGUAA
This is a messenger RNA of Leishmania mexicana MHOM/GT/2001/U1103, 5199 nucleotides long. RefSeq lists its product as hypothetical. The transcript has a single exon. The coding region runs from base 1 to 5199 and encodes 1732 amino acids. The record is from RefSeq and is a predicted model, not a curated record. NCBI's taxonomy places the organism in Eukaryota, Euglenozoa, Kinetoplastea, Trypanosomatida, Trypanosomatidae.